Messenger RNA from Carica papaya (papaya), 1881 nucleotides. RefSeq names its product Protein kinase superfamily protein. NCBI's taxonomy places the organism in Eukaryota, Viridiplantae, Streptophyta, Magnoliopsida, Brassicales, Caricaceae. Gene Ontology annotation, biological process: protein phosphorylation. The record is from RefSeq and is a predicted model, not a curated record. Gene Ontology annotation, molecular function: ATP binding; protein kinase activity.
CGGGCUGCUCUUGGCUUGGCGUUUUUGGCGGCUACUCCUAAAAUCAACUCCAACGGAAUCAUUCUCCGACAUUUGAACUUCUCUCUCCUCCUUCCCCCUUUUUCUUUUCUGAAAUUUUUUUAUCUACUUAAAAUUUAUUUGUUGUCUGUCAUAGUCGAAAGUCUGGCUCUUGUCGAUUAUCUUUAGAAUUCCCGGCGACCCAAUCGAGAUUCGGGCAUACCCAGAUCAGAUCCGAGCCCAGUUUUCCAAGCAAGUCAGGUUGAAGGAAAAUGCGAAGAUUGAAAUGUGAAUCCAAAGACCGGCCUGGAUUUUGAAUCUGAUUUCAUGGGGAUUUGCUUUAGUGUUGAGGAAGAGAAACGGCAUCGUCAUUAUCAUCGUUACCAGAAAGCGUCUUAUCAAAAUCAACAGCAACGAGAACAGAUGCCAGUUCAAUCAGGACUGGGUUCUGCCAUGCUUCCAACUGAAUCACAAAAGCAAGAAUCGGCAGGGACUAAAACUGGAGGCUGCACUCCCUUGGCUCCCAAGAAUGUCAAAGAUCUCCUAGAAAAUCCUGGAUACACAAAUGUUGAUAUCUUUACAUAUGAGGAGAUGAGAUUGGCUACAAAGCAGUUCCGACCAGAUUACAUCCUUGGUGAAGGUGGAUUUGGAGUUGUUUAUAAAGGAGUCAUAGAUGAGAAUGUGAGGCCCGGUUACAAGACCACCCAAGUGGCCAUCAAAGAACUUAAUCGUGAGGGAUUCCAAGGUGACAGGGAAUGGCUGGCUGAAGUAAACUAUUUAGGACAGCUCAGUCACCCAAAUCUUGUGAAGCUCAUUGGUUACUGUUGUGAAGAUGAACAUAGACUGUUGGUCUAUGAAUACAUGGCUAGUGGGAGUCUUGAAAAACAUCUUUUCCGCAGGGUGGGUUGUACAUUGACUUGGUCAAAAAGAAUGAAGAUUGCUUUGGAUGCAGCAAAAGGGCUUGCUUUUCUUCACACUGCUGAAAGAUCAGUUAUAUACCGGGAUCUCAAGACAUCAAACAUCUUGCUGGAUGCGGAUUUUAAUGCCAAGCUUUCGGAUUUUGGGCUUGCAAAGGAUGGACCAAUGGGAGACCAGACCCAUGUGUCAACGCGUGUGAUGGGCACAUAUGGAUAUGCUGCUCCUGAAUAUGUAAUGACUGGGCAUUUAACAGCUCGUAGUGAUGUUUAUGGUUUUGGUGUGCUGCUACUUGAGAUGCUCCUUGGAAAGAGGGCAAUGGACAAGAGUAGACCUAGCCGAGAACAUAACCUGGUUGAGUGGGCCCGUCCGCUCUUGAACCAUAAUAAGAAGCUUCUGAGGAUUUUAGAUCCUAGAAUGGAAGGGCAAUACUCUGCUAAAACUGCAUUUAAAGUAGCUAAUUUGGCAUACCAAUGCCUUAGCCAAAACCCUAAAGGGAGACCACUUAUGAACCAAGUGGUGGAAAUACUUGAGACUGUUCAUUUCGAGGAAGGAAACCAUGAUGAGGCAAUGCUUCGAACUGCAAGCAGUGGCAUGACACUAUAUGAAGCCGCAAGCAGUUCACCAUAUACUGCUAAAAGCACAAGAAGUAACAGAAAUAAAGAAGAGGAAGCGGGAAGGAAGAAACCAGGAAAUGGAAGAAGCAAGAGUGAACCUCCGGAUGGUUGGAAUCCCUGCAGCCUUCCUCCCUCUUCACAAUCUGAUAAAAAAACAGUUUCCACCAAAAGUUAAAACAAUGAACAUGUACCAAAUAUGGAUGGAAGCUGCAAUUGUAUAAGAGAUCUAUCCAUUUUGGUGUUUUUGAAAUGCUAUGGAUUUCUCUCCUUUUCCAGUGAAAUAUGAGGUGUCUAAAGCAAUUCUGAAGCAUUAGCACACUUAUAAUUUUGAACAUCUAUUUCCUUUUUCCCC